AUGGCGGAAUCAGAGAUGAGCGUCAGGAGCUGUCGAGAAUUAUGGACCAUAUUGCUGGGAAGAUCGGCAUUGCGAGAGCCGGCUCAGAUAGAAGCAGAACUCGACAGACACUGGGACAGACUACAUCAAGGACUCAGUUACUACAAGUCACCCAGCUCCUCCUCUGCGGGGAAAGUGAAGGAGAACAAAGAUGUCGCACAACCAUUAAAGGAUUUUGGUCUGAGGAUCAGUAAACUGCUGGGUCUUGAUGAACAGCAGAGCGUGCAGCUUUUACAGUGUUACCUACAGGAGGACUACAGAGGAACCCGUGAUUCAUUAAAGGUUGUUCUCAAAGAUGAGCGACAAAGCCAGACGCUGCUGUUGAAGAUUGCCGACUAUUACUAUGAAGAGCGCAUGUGUCUGCUCAGAUGUGUCCUCCUAUUGCUGACAUACUUUCAAGAUGAGCGACAUCCCUACAGGGCUGAAUACUCUAACUGUGUGAAUAAACUGGAGAAGGACCUGGUCAGCAACUACCAGUCACAGUUUGAGAAGCUCUUUAAAGCAGAAGCACCAACAUGGGAAACCCACGGAAACCUCAUGACGGAGAGGCAGGUGUCUCGGUGGUUCCUGCAGUGUCUGAGAGAACAGUCUCUGCUGCUCGAGAUCAUCUUCCUGUAUUACGCCUACUUUGAGAUGAGCCCGUCCGACCUGCUCAGCUUCACCAAAAUUUUCAAAGAGCAGGGCUUCGGUCUGCGGCAGACCAACAGACACCUGGUAGACAAGAGCAUGGAUGCACUGGUUGACCGGAUAGGGUACUUGAGCUCUCUCAUCCUGGUCGAGGGAAUGGACAUAGACUUCCUGCACAAGUGUGCCUUGGAGGACUGUACAGAGCAGCAUCAGUUCUCCAGCGCUGCUGAUGUUGUUAAGGAGAUGGAUCAGCUGCUGGUGACGUUCGGUGACAUCCCUCAUCACGGGCCGGUGCUGCUGUCCUGGGUGCUGCUGAGACACACACUGAGACCAGACGAGUCUAGCCCUGUGGUCAGGAGGAUAGGCAACACCGCUCUGCAGCUGGGGGUGUUCAAGUACCUUUCUACCAUGCUGAAAGGACUCGGAGUCUCUGGAAAUAAUUGUACAGCGAGCACAGCAAAGAUGUGUAUCUACGGCCUUCUUUCAUUUGUCAUCAUUUCUUUUGAAGAGGAAAGCUUACAGGCUGACGGUGUGGCGACGCAGUGCUCCCAUCUGAUUGAUGCUGCCUGUGAGGUCCUCUCUGCUCCCAGUCUGGCUGAAGUCUUUUGGGAAAUGAAACCCAACAUGGGAUUGGGAAUGAUCCUGGACAGUGCAGUCGGGAUGUUCCCUCAUAAGAUCGGACCACUGUUACAGCUUCUAACUGCACUUCUGUCAAACAAGUCGACUGUUAAAAAGGUGUACAACUUUUUGGAUAAGAUGUCCUUCUACACACAAGUUUACAAACAUAAACCCAAUGAUAUCAUCGCCAAGGAUGAUGAGACACUAUGGAGGAGACAGACGCCAAAACUGCUCUACCCGCUCGGCUCGGGGCAGACUAACCUGUGGAUGCCUCAAGGAGUGCUUGGCCAGGUGAUGAUUGGAGGCGAGCAGGGCUACGUGGUGCGCUGGGAUUACUCCUACAGCUCCUGGACGCUGUUCACCUGUGAGGUGGAGAUGCUGCUCCAUGUUGUUUCAACUGCAGACGUCAUCGCUCAUUGUGUCCGUGUGAAGCCGAUCCUGGAUCUGGUGCACAAGAUCAUAAGCACAGACUGGACCGUGUCAGAUUGUCUGUUGCCUCUCACUUCACGCAUAUACAUGCUGCUGCAGAGGUUAACAUCUGUCAUCAACCCUCCAGUGGAUGUGAUCGCCUCUUGUGUGAACUGCCUCUCUGUCCUGGCCACAAGGAUGCCAGGGAAGGUGUGGUCCAGUCUGCACCACACAGGUUUCCUCCCCUUCGCCUCCAACCCUUUGACCAGCAUGGCUCAGUGUGUGAGUGCCGAAGGGAUGAAAGCAGGUAACUAUGGCAACCUGCUAGUCCAGAUUGAGCAGCCCAGGGGAGAGUAUGCUGUGACCAUCGCCUUCCUCCGUCUCGUCACUACCCUGGUUAAGGGCCAGCUCGGCAGCACUCAGAACAAAGGCCUGAUCCCCUGUGUACUGCUCGUGUUGAAGGAGAUGCUGCCCACAUACCACAAGUGGCGUUACAACACAUACGGUGUCAGGGAGAGGAUAGGUUGUCUUAUUUUGGAGCUGAUCCACGCCAUUCUUAAUCUGAGCCCAGAGGGAGAGGAUCAGGGCAGCACUCCCACCCUGCAGUCUCUGUGCAUCUACAGCCUGGCAAACACCGAGGCCGGACAGGCAGUCGUCAAUAUCAUGGGAGUCGGAGUGGACACCAUAGACAUGGUCCUGGCAGCACAGCCCAGCAGCUGCGGCUCUGAGGGUCCCGGUCAGAUCCUGAUCCAGACAGUCAAACUGGCCUUCUCCGUCACAAACAACGUCAUCCGCCUAAAGCCGCCGUCCGACGUCGUGUCCCCGCUGGAGCAGGCGCUGACUCAGCACGGCGGUCACGGCAGCAACCUCAUAGUCGUCCUGGCCAAAUACAUUUACCACAAACACGACCCGGCGCUGCCUCGACUCGCAAUCCAGCUGCUCAAAAGGCUCGCCACAGUGGCUCCCAUGUCCGUCUACGCCUGCCUCGGCAGCGACGCGGCAGCCAUUCGGGACGCCUUCCUCACUCGGCUACAGAGCAAGACCGAAGACAUGAGGAUCAAGGUCAUGAUCCUUGAAUUUCUAACCGUUGCCGUGGAAACUCAGCCUGGCCUCAUUGAACUUUUCCUCAACUUAGAAGUCAAAGACGGCAGCGAGGGGUCAAAGGAGUUUCUGCUCGGGGAGUGGAGCUGCCUUCAUGUGGUCUUGGACCUGAUCGACUCCAAACAGCAGGGGAAGUACUGGUGUCCCCCCCUGCUCCACCGAGCAGCCCUGGCCUUCCUCCUCGCGCUCUGGCAGGAUCGCAGGGACAGCGCCAUCUCUGUCCUACGCACCAAAGACAGGUUUUGGGAAAAUUUGACAACACCUCUCUUUGGAACGCUCACCCCACCGUCAGACACCACAGAGCCUUGUGUCUUGGAAACUUGCGCUUUUGUCAUGAAAAUCAUCGGCCUGGAGAUCUACUAUGUUGUCAGCGGUUCCUUGGAGCAGUCUCUGAAGGACAGUCUGCAGAAGUUCUCCAACGCGCGGCGGUAUGAGUACUGGUCCCAGUAUGUCAAAUCUCUGGUUUGCCAUGUGGCGGAGAUGGAGGAGGAAGGAAUCUGUUACUUCGCAGAGACCCAGAUGUUGAUCUCUGCCUGGCGGAUGCUGCUGAUACUCUCAACUAGUCACUCAGAUGUGAUGCAGCUCUCAGAGGACUCGACCAAGCUGAAGCUUUUCAUGGACGUGCUGGAUGGAACUAAAGCUGCUCUCACUACACCCAUGUCUGUGCCUUGCCUUCGCCUUGGAUCCAUGAUGGCCACUCUACUACUCAUCCUCCUCAAACAGUGGAGAAGCGUGGUAGCGACAGCUCCUGACAUCCUGUCCCCGCUCUCUCUGAUCCUGGAGUCUGUCCUACAAGCUGACCAGCAGAUGAUGGAGAGGACCAAAGCCAAAAUCUUCUCUGCUCUCAUUUCUGUGUUACAGAUUCAGGGACUCAACGGUGGGGAGACUUCCCAGCUGCCCCAGCUGUUGCUGUCCGUGUGCGAGACGGUGAAAGACGAGGCUCUGGCGCUCAUAGAUAAUACUCGUCAUAUGAGCCAGACGGGAGAUGCUGGGGAGGAAGAGGACAGCAUGGAGACAGACUCUCCCCGCGGCCCUCAGAAGGACAAAAGAGACGGGGUGUGUGUGCUGGCGCUGCACUUGGCGAAGGAGCUGUGUCGCACCGAUGAGGACGGCGAGCACUGGGUCUCAGUGAUGAGGAAGGUUCCUGUCCUCCCCUCGGUGCUCAGCGCAGUGGAGCUCAGCCUGCGCUCCAAACACAACCUCUACUUCACUGAGGCUGCGCUUCACCUGCUGCUCACACUGGCCCGCACUCCUCAGGGGGCAGCAGCUGUAGCUGGAGCAGGAGUCAUCCAGACAAUCUGCCUCCCUCUGCUGAGCGUGUAUGAGGGCUCCUCAAACGGUGCAUCACAGAGUUUCUCCCGUAAGUCCCAGGACUCCGCCUGCUGGCCGGGUGUGUACCGUCUCUGCAUGUCUCUAAUGGAGAGUCUGCUCAAGACUCUGCGCUACAACUUCGUCAACGAGGCCCUGGACUUUGUCGGGGUGCAUCAAGAACGUAUACUACAGUGUCUGAACGCAGUGCGAACCGUGCAGAGUCUGGCGUGUUUGGACGAGGCGGACCACACAGUCGGCUUCCUGCUGCAGCUGUCCAGUUUCUGUAAAGAGUGGCAGUUUCACCUUCCCAAACUGCUCCGAGACAUUCAGGUGAAUCUGUGUUACCUGUGUCAGACCUGCACAUAUCUGCUCCACAGCAAGAAGAUGCUACAUCACUACCUCCAGGCUAAAAACGGUGAGGCGUUGCCCCCUGGUCCCCUCCCUAGGACACAGCGCCCCCCACAGACCCCAUCUAAAGAGGCACCAGGUGGAGGGGAGAGAGAGGAGGCCGAGCAGAAGGCCCUGCUGGCCGUACAGUGCAGCCUUCUGAAGAUCCUUAGCAAAACGCUGGCGACCCUGCAGCACUUCACUCCAGACUGCUGCCAGAUACUCCUGGACCAGUGUAUGGACCUCGCUGAGUAUCGGACCCUGUUCGUGCUCAGCUUCACGACUCCAGCGUUCGACCCCGAUGUGGCUCCUUCAUUCGGGACCCUACUAGCCACCAUCAACGUGGCCCUGAGCAUGCUGAGCGAGAUGGAAAAGAAGAAAGAGCCCGUCUCCUUGAGCAUCGCCUCACUUGCUUCAUCAGAGGAGCUCCAAGCGCUGAAGUCAUUGCUGAUGUUCACCAUGGAGAACUGUUUCUACGUGCUGAUCUCUCAGGCGGUUCGGUGUCUCAAAGAUCCCUCCAUCCUCCCUCGAGACAAACAGAGGCUCAAACAGGAGCUCAGCUCUGAACUGAGCACUCUUCUCUCCAGCCUAUCCCGUCACUUCCGCCGGGGCUCGCCGUCGUCUCCGGCCAGCGGCAUCCUCCCCUCCACCCAGUCCAAACCCCCCACGCCGGGCUCCAAGGGAAGCCACGAAGGUCAGGAGCCGUUCAUCCAGCUGGUUCAGGCAUUCGUCAGACUCGUUCAGAGAUAAAAGCGCAGACUCACAAGACUCAAUGUUCUUUUAUGAAGCCAGCAAUUUUUUUUUUGUUUUUGUACUUCCAGUUUUACCAUCAGGGAAAAAAAAAACCUUUCUGGUGUCAUUGUAAAAGUUCAAAGUGAUGACAGUAGUUCAAUUAGUAAACAUUUGUGACCCGGCGUGAGUGUUUAUUCUAAUAAUAAUGUGGUGUUUAUUAAUGAUUGGAGCCAGAUUUUUUUUGAUAACCUGUUGAACGUUUCAUUUUGCCAAAACUGCUGUUAUGACAAAAAAUUUGACCACAAGUGUUUAAAAAAAAAGAAAAAGGAAAAAAAAAGGCCAACGAGAAGCCGCCUGGUUUCUAAAGAAAUCUCGGUGCUACUUUAACAUCAGUCGCUGACUGUGGUUCAUCUUUCUGAGGCCUAGUUUUAUAGGCCACUUUGACAACAUAAAACGACCAGACACGUUUCAAGUGCUACUUAGAGAAAAAAAAGAAAAAUUAGACCUUUCAAAUGUAAUCUUAUUUCAUCUACAAUGUACUAGAAAAGCUUCCUUUGUAAAACUACAAUAUACUUUUUCUAAUUCUUUUCAUUCUUUCUCUUAACUCUGCUAUUUUCUUAUCUGUGCUUUAUUCUCCAUGUACACAUACCGAAGCGGCUGCCAACAUUUGUACUUUAAUGUAUAUGCUAAUAAAGGGACUUUUGUACCACA
This is a messenger RNA of Scomber japonicus (chub mackerel), 5934 nucleotides long. It is a transcript of the gene nup188, whose product is annotated as nucleoporin 188. Bases 1 to 5241 code for a protein of 1746 amino acids. Gene Ontology annotation, molecular function: structural constituent of nuclear pore. The record is from RefSeq and is a predicted model, not a curated record. The transcript is spliced from 43 exons. Gene Ontology annotation, biological process: protein import into nucleus; RNA export from nucleus. Lineage: Eukaryota; Metazoa; Chordata; Actinopteri; Scombriformes; Scombridae. Gene Ontology annotation, cellular component: nuclear pore inner ring.